Nomia melanderi (Alkali bee) is the source of this 1515-nucleotide messenger RNA. RefSeq names its product Mediator complex subunit 20. The record is from RefSeq and is a predicted model, not a curated record. Gene Ontology annotation, molecular function: transcription coactivator activity. NCBI's taxonomy places the organism in Eukaryota, Metazoa, Arthropoda, Insecta, Hymenoptera, Halictidae. Gene Ontology annotation, cellular component: mediator complex. Gene Ontology annotation, biological process: regulation of transcription by RNA polymerase II.
AACGAAUUCAAGUUACACGCGCCUCCUCGUUUGACAAGUGUUGCGUGCAGCGUUGCUUCUGUUCGUCCCGGUGCAUCGGAAACCACCGCCGAUGAUGGGUGUCACCGUAUUGCAGCAGUACCCGAUGACGGAGAACAGAACCGGGCCGCAGACCAUCGAGUUCCUGACGAAAAGAGUGGUUGCCCUGGGCGCCGUGCAAACGGGUCAAUUCUUAGUCGAUUGCGAGACGUACGUGUCCGUGCCGCAGCUCGGCGUGCAAAGGACCCUUCACGUGCUGCACAACUCCGAGCAACCGGCCUCGGUGUUCGCGAUCCUCGAGUCCGGAAAUAAAGUGGUGCCGCUGAUAGCGGACGGCCUGUUCGACCUGCUCAUGUACAAGAUGUCCAGCAUCUACACGAACAAAAUGCAGAAGAUGGAGUCGAAGGGGCCGCGGUUCGAGAUCGGCGAUUUCUGCGUGAAGCUCGGCAGCGUCACCAUCAAUCAGAAUUUCAAAGGUGUUCUGGUCGAAGUUGAAUACAGACCCUGCGUUGUUCCCGGAAGUUCGUGGGAGUUGAUGCGGGAAUUCUUGCAGGGUUUCCUUGGACCCACAGUGUCCAAUCAAGCGCCGCAAUAUUUGCAGAACCGGAUGAACGAUAUUUAUCAGCCGUUGGACACCAUACAACAAUAUUUGGAACAUUUCGGUCAGUACAGAAAGGCCACGGGCGUGAUUUAAGCUAAUACCGACUCAGUGUACGUAAUAUCGAAUCGAAAAUAUUAUUUGACAACGAUUCGAACAUUCUAAACUAUCCACUUCGGAUCAUUAAACUAUCCACCUUCGAUGUACGUGUGCGACUUUGAAUCGAUGGCGACAUCUGUACCAGAUGCGAUACACUUUCCCACCGAGUUUACGUUGGUAAUUCUUUAUUCGAGCGAUGCAUCUUAUCGAUAAAAAAGCAAUCUGCAUACUACACCGAUAAACAUUCCAACGUUGAUGUGUUUCAAAGUCUUGGAUUCUUGGAUUAUUUGCAUUUUACCGUUGCCUUUUACUGUUGUCGCAGAGUAUAAAUCUGUAAUGUAUACGUAUGUACAUGUAUGUAUCUAUACGUGUAGCUCUGUGAAAUUCACCUUUAAGUCUUUCUCACCGUGAAUCUGUUUGCACUGGAAAUGUGAAUAAUUUUAGAAACGAAUGACACCGCAGAUAUGCAAUUACGUUAACCCUGCGUAUCGGGUUAAUUAUGAAACGGGUCCACUUUAUAUGGAAACGUGUUGAAACGGGUUACCGUGUGUGCGCGUACAAACGAUCUAAAUACGCGUAAUCGGAAUCUAUGAAGUUGUCGGAAAAAUACCAACCGCUUGAACAGAUUCAAAAAUAUAUAUCUUCUCUUUUCAUGUAUUAUAUUCUUCAACUGUUUUCGUGCGUACAACCUUCGAACGAGGCUGAAAUAAAGAGCAUUAUAGUCCUGAAUCUCGUGUAGUUCUACUCCGAACUUACAUAAACUACGAUACAAGAUACUAUGUAAUUGUAAUCUAUGAAUC